UUCCGCUCCAGAGCCUUUGGGUCGCGCUGUGAUGACGUUUUUGAAGUAAAGGCUGGAGGGGGCGAUGCCUUCCGGACGCUCUGCGGUAGCUGCUGCCCCCGGACCCACACACUUCAGGCAACAGAAGAACAAGAGGAGUGUGGAAGCCGAGAACAGGACCCAUUGUGCCACAGGGGAUAGCAGCUUCCAGGGCACAUCAUCUGGCCAUGACUCCCAAAGUGAAGCAUUCUCUGCCUCUUCCCGAAAGUUGGUGAAUGGUGGUCGUACAUCUAUCCGAAAGCCGACUUAUUGGUUGGAAAUGAGAGGGAUCAAAGCAACUUCUCAUCCCCAAGGUGAAGUUACAGGUGGAGUAUCAGGCAAAGGGAAGAGGAAGACUAGUGGAGAAGAAGAUGAAGAUUAUGAAGAAUUUCCUCAGAAGAAGCAGAAACUUUCUGGAAAGAAACAGCGGCCUAGAGCUCAGCAUGUUUCCAAAACCCAGAGCCGUUAUAUCCGAAAGGAUCCACCAAGUUAUCCAGCAGGCAGUGCGGAGGAGCAGUGGUAUCUGGAGAUCCUGGAUAAAGGCAGAGUUUCUUGUCCAACCUGUCGGGCAGUAGUCAGAAAGACAGUAGAGGGUUUAAAGAAGCACAUGGGAAACUGCAGACAGGAAAUGUAUACCUGUCACCACUGUGGGAAGCAACUUCGGUCAUUGGCAGGGAUGAAGUACCAUGUCAUGGCAGACCAUAAUAAUUUGCCCAUCCUGAAAGAUGGGGGAGAGCUAGAUGAGCCAAAUGAACGAGAGCGUCUGCGAAAGGUCCUGAAAAGGAUGGGGAAGCUCAAGUGCACACGGGAGAGUUGCUCUGGCAGCUUCACAAGCAUUAUGGGCUACUUGUAUCACAUCCGAAAAUGUGGCAAAGAAGCUGCAGAGCUGGAGAAAAUGACAUUGAAGUGUCACCAUUGUGGGAAGGCUUAUGGCUCAAAAGCUGGACUUAUGUAUCACCUGCGGUCAGAACAUGGACCUAUGCCCUUCUUUCCAGAGUCAGGCCGACCAGAGGGCUUAAGAGAGCUGAAUUUGGAGACUGGUACGGGGGGUCGUGUGCAGAGACGUUCAGCUAAGGUGGCUGUAUACUACCUGCAGGAGUUAGCCAAUGCUGAACUGGCUAAAGAGUGGCCUAAGAAGAAGGUGCUUCAGGACCUGGUUCCUGAUGACCGGAAGCUGAAAUAUACUCGUCCUGGACUACCUACCUUCAGCCAGGAAGUACUCUACAAAUGGAAAUCAGAAAUCAAGAUGUAUCAUCGUGUCCAUUGUCCUAACCAGGGCUGUGAAUCUGUCUACAGUAGUGUGUCUGGUCUCAAGGCUCACCUGGGCACUUGCACAUUGGGAGACUUUGUGGCUGGAAAAUAUAAGUGCCUCCUGUGUGAGAAGGAGUUUGUGUCAGAAAGUGGUGUCAAAUAUCACAUCAACUCUGUCCAUGCUGAGGAUUGGUUCAUGGUGAACACCACGACCACCAAAAGCUUUGAGAAGCUGAUGAAGAUGCAGCAUCAGCAGGAGGAGCAAAGGCGAUGGCAGCAGCAGCACAAGAAGAGGAUGUCUCCAAGGGCUGGUAGAAAACAGCGAGUGUCCGAGGCUGCGCCAAAGAAGAAAGAGUCAGGGCGACGGGGAGGGAAGGGUCUGGCGGGUUCAGCCUCUUGCGAGAAUGCUGAAGGAGAAGAGCUAGAACCAGAGCAAGUGCCCGUGCCAGUGUGUUUCCAGACAGUGAAGCUCUCAAAAACCAGCCAUAAACGUGGAAGGAAAUAACAGGCCAAUGAGAGAGUGUUUCUGUGUGAAGGGAUGAGGCCCUAUUGGCCCAGGGGCCCUGAAACUGGGGAGUUCUUUCAACUCCUUCCUUGUUAGUAAUUUUCUCAGUCAUUCCUACUCAUCCCCUUCCUCUUUGGACUUCUGGAUUUUGUCUGUCCAGAAGGCCGUUUCUCCCACUCUUUUGCAGCCUUAAGUUCCACUAUCAUCUUUACCAUGCGGAUGUCAUCUUCUUUCUCUCCACAAGAGUGGGAAACUCCUGACUGUUGGAGAUUUCCUCCUUAAAAUGAAGUGGUCCUAGUUAGAAUAUUAAUCGUUGAGGUUUGGGGUUUGGGAUCAGGAAAAUUUUUACUUGUCUUUCCUUCCCCAGCUCCUUUACCUGCUACUAAACCCCACCACCUAAUCUGUAAAACAAUCCAACAUUUCUUCACCACAUACAGUUUAUGAUAUUAUGCUUCAUAUAUAACUAGUCUAGAUGCCUCUGUUUGGGGCCAAGAUCUGUCAGGCAUUUCUUUCUGCUAGUCCAGUUGCCCCUUGUGGCGGCAUGACCUUGGUAGGGCAUGGUUAGAUGUAGGUAGCCCAGUUGAAUAUGGACUCGGAGUGAGUCAGAAGACUGGUCUUGCACUUUCGAUAUUACUGGGAGAUGCUUCUUGUACUGAAUUCAUAGUCAUGAAAGAAUAGGCUCAAGAGAAAUACAGGAAUAGCUGUAAAAUGCAUAGGGUAAAGCAAGCAUUACUGUCCAGCCUGAGCUUUCCUAAUGUGUGUGGGAUCAUAUCUGUCACUAAGAUCAGCUCUUAAAAGCUUGUUCUACACUUCCUUAGUUUUAAUUGUUAAGAGGUAUCUCACUAGGUAUACUUGGUGUACUGCUGUCCUAGUGAUGCCAUGUGUGUCAGCAGAUUAAAUGCACAUUCCCUUUCCUUGGGCUUCUGUUUAGCCACAAUGAACUUUAGUAGCCAUUUUCCACAGUCUAAGCCCUUACAUCUCCCUCCAGUCAUUGUGCUGCCUCUUCUCUGAAUUCUCCUUGGGUUAUUGCUCUUAAUUAAGCAGAGUGGUAACAAUGAGAGGGCCUUAUCUUGGGAGGCCCUUUUGUUUUAGCAUCCUGAGACUUCAGGAUGUAAAUAAGCACUUAGUCAGAGCUGGAAAAAUAAAAACAAUAAAAACAACUCUCAUCCUUAUCCUCUUGCAUACCCAGUCAUCCCUAUUAGGAUGUUUAUUUCUGAGACAGACUUUCUUUAGGAUUUCAAAUAUAUCAGCUUCUCUUUAUUCUUGGUCUCGCCACCUUCUUACUCCAAAAUGCAGGUCCCAUAAGCUUGUUCCCAUUUGUCUCAUGUGCUAGUACAUGAAGAACUGGAUCCCUGUCUGACACAUGUUGCAAAUAGUGGCAAGUGGCAAGGAUCAUGUUCAGAUUCUGGAAGACUGUAAUUCUUCCAGUAUGUUGUUCUCAAAAAAAAAAAAAAAAAAAUUGACAAAACAGGAGUUUGGAGAGAUGAUAUGAAGCUCUAUUGGUUCAUCUCACCUCAAAAUAGCACCUCACAAGAAGUCCUGUUUCUAAUAAGUGGGUAGUAAUGCCUGGCCUUUUUUUCUGCCAGGAGCAGCAGAUGAAAAGAAACUUCUAUAUUACUCUAUUCUUUGUUGCACGAUUAUGUCCUGAAAUCCAGGCUAUACAGUGAAUAGAGACUAAGAGGGGCGAUGGGAGAAUGAUAUAUACAUCCUAUAAAGUUACAAUUUGGGAUGUAGGUGGUAACAUUGAAGGAAAUAAACGUCCCUUUACUAGA
Molecule: messenger RNA, 3546 nt
Organism: Antechinus flavipes (yellow-footed antechinus)
Lineage: Eukaryota; Metazoa; Chordata; Mammalia; Dasyuromorphia; Dasyuridae
Gene: ZNF512
Product: zinc finger protein 512
Exons: 14
Coding region: 65-1774 (569 amino acids)
Molecular function (GO): zinc ion binding
Source: RefSeq, a predicted model, not a curated record